AUGCACUUUUCAGAAGUGCCGCGUUUCAAAUUUCAAGCCUCGAGUCGUCCAAGAUCUUUACUGACGGUUGAACAGGUCCUACAAGCACCUAAGAUUACUGCUCAACUCAUGAAGUUCAUGUGCAGUCCUACAUCGGAUGGUGCAGCCUGCUGUAUCAUUGCAUCAGAAGACUUUGUACAUGCCCAUGGAUUGGAGAAUCAAGCCAUUGAAAUAGUUGCGCAAGGCCUUGAGACGGACGACCCUGCUGCAUAUGAUACUAAAAGCGCUAUGGAGGUUGCCGGCUACGGGAUGUCGAAGCGAUGUGCUGACAAUGUAUUUAAAGACGCUGGCUUUGCUGAUGGUGAAGGACGCGACUUGGUUGGCGUGGUUGAGCUGCAUGACUGUUUUUCCGCAAACGAACUCAUUACAUAUCCUGCCCUUGGACUUUGUGCCCCUGAUGAGGCCCAUAAGAUGGUCGAAAGAGGUGACAAUACGUAUGGCGGCAAGUAUGUUGUAAACCCGAGCGGCAGUCUUGAAGCCAAAGGACAUGCACUCGGGGCUACUGAUCUGGCACCUGGCUUAUUCGACAUCCCGGACAAACGGGGAAAAUUUGGUCUUGUUCACAAUAUUGGUAUUGGGGGUGCAGUGGUCGUUAGUCUACUCCACAGGCCUGAGUUUUACAAAGCAGGGGGUAUUGACGGCCAGGCUAGACUGGGAUACAAUCACACUUAUGAAUGCUGGCCUGUUACGCUUGCAGAUAUCGACAAAGUUAAGUCGAAGAAAUCAUCGAAGUUUGAAUCUGUCGAGAGUCGGUGA
Messenger RNA from Suillus fuscotomentosus, 795 nucleotides. RefSeq lists its product as uncharacterized. The transcript is spliced from 8 exons. NCBI's taxonomy places the organism in Eukaryota, Fungi, Basidiomycota, Agaricomycetes, Boletales, Suillaceae. Gene Ontology annotation, molecular function: acyltransferase activity. The coding region runs from base 1 to 795 and encodes 264 amino acids. The record is from RefSeq and is a predicted model, not a curated record.